AUGGCCCAUCGUCCUCAGCAAAGCCCCAGUGCCCUCUAUUUUCCCGCUUCCUGCAUCGGCGAUGGCACCACCACCCCGUUGGAGUUAGUCUACGCACUGGACGAAUAUGGCGUCCACCAAGCCAUCGAUGAAACUUGUAUGCCACGAGGACUGGCUCUUCCAACCACACCUCCGGACUCCAGUACUCAGCAGGCUGGGCACGACGGGCAUAGUCUGGAUCCCCAUAUGGUCGACGUGCUGCAGCACGAUUGCAUAACAAAAACUGUCCGACGGCGCAUGCAGAACCGAGAGGCCCAGCGCCGCUUUCGCGAGCGCAAGGACCAGCAGAAGAAAACCCUCCAGCAAAAGGCCGAGGAUCUUCAAUUCAAAUGCCAGACUUUGCUGGAUCAGUAUACCAAGCGGACGGACGAGGUCUGCUGCUUGCUCAAAGAGAAUGACGCCCUACGAUCCGAGGUUAAGACUCUCCGCCAGCAAUGGGAGAUUAUCUCCACUAUUUUGCACCGGCCAAAAGGUUCCCGCUCCCCGCCUGUUGUUGUGGAUGAGACUUCGCCGGCCCCGUCGCUUUGUUCCUCGUCUGAAAGGUCAAUGAAAUUCGAUGACUUCUGGCGGCGUCUGGAUGAUUUCACUGAUGAUAAGCAUUCCUCCAACCUUAGUUAG
Messenger RNA from Aspergillus novofumigatus IBT 16806, 657 nucleotides. RefSeq names its product bZIP transcription factor. Gene Ontology annotation, molecular function: transcription cis-regulatory region binding; DNA-binding transcription activator activity, RNA polymerase II-specific. Lineage: Eukaryota; Fungi; Ascomycota; Eurotiomycetes; Eurotiales; Aspergillaceae. The coding region runs from base 1 to 657 and encodes 218 amino acids. The transcript is spliced from 3 exons. Gene Ontology annotation, cellular component: RNA polymerase II transcription regulator complex. The record is from RefSeq and is a predicted model, not a curated record.